This is a messenger RNA of Microdochium trichocladiopsis, 1781 nucleotides long. RefSeq names its product cytochrome P450. NCBI's taxonomy places the organism in Eukaryota, Fungi, Ascomycota, Sordariomycetes, Xylariales, Microdochiaceae. Bases 109 to 1638 code for a protein of 509 amino acids. The record is from RefSeq and is a predicted model, not a curated record. The transcript is spliced from 5 exons. Gene Ontology annotation, molecular function: heme binding; monooxygenase activity; oxidoreductase activity, acting on paired donors, with incorporation or reduction of molecular oxygen.
CAUUAGUUCAAUUGAAAGGUCUACUGCGUCAUUCCAAGACGCCGCCCUCGACUCUGCCUGCUUGCCAAAAAUUUGGACCGCGUUAUACUGCCUCUCGUCGACUUCAGUAUGGAGCUCUCUCAUAAUCAGAUUGUGCUUGCCUCGGGCGCAGCGACGCUCUCCUUGGCCCUGGGCAUUGUCCUGGUAAAAAAGCUGUCCAGGCCUGAUGAAUUCAAAGUCCCCCUUGUUGGAGGUGAGGAUGCGGACAUCAAUGCUCUCAAGCUCAGAUACGUGCGGGAGGCAGACGUCGUAUUGCAGGAGGGGUACGAAAAGUUCCGCAACGAAAUCUUCCAAGUGGCUACGCCCGACGGCCCGAGGCUCUUCCUGCCCCGGAGAUAUGCACACGACCUCAAGAAGUACAAGCGCCACGAGGCGAGUGGGAUGAAGGCGCUGGCGGAUCGACACAUCGGCAACUACACGACGAUUGACCACGAGAGCGAUAUAAUGCUGGGGGCCAUCAAGAUGGACCUAAACCGCAACUUGGGUCUGUUUGUGGGUGAUGUGGAGGAGGAAAUCCGGCUUUGCUUCGAUACACAAUUCCUCCCGUGCGAUGAUUGGACGCCUAUCGACCUCCACGAACAGCUUCUCCGGGUCGUUGCCCAGGCAAGCGCACGCAUUUUCGUUGGCGCACCACUGUGCCGAAAUGACGAGUGGCUCGAAUGCAGCACCAAGUUUGCCCUAGAUGUAAUGACUGGAGGAGAGAAGCUCAAGCAGUGGUCGCCAUGGCUGCGGCCAGUCGCGCAGUGGUUUGUUCCAGAAAUGAGGCGGAUACAUGGCGACCACCAACGGGCACGAGAUCUUCUCGCCCCAGAGCUGCGGAGGCGUCGUGAUGAGGAGCGCGCGGGAGUCGCCGUGCCCCGAAACGACAUGAUCCAGUGGAUGUUUGACCGCGCCAAGAAGACUGGCGAUACGAGCUUUGACGACAAGGAGCUGGCGAACCUCCAGAUGUUGACCGCCACCGCCGCAAUUCACACGACGAGGCUGGCCAUCAUUCACGCUCUGUACGACCUGGCCGCCCAUCCCGAGUACGUCGAGCCAUUGAGGCAGGAGAUUGCGGCAGUCAGAGCGGAGGAAGGAAGUCCGGUCUUGAAGAAGCAGACCCUAACUGCGCUUCGGAAGCUUGACUCGUUCAUGAAAGAGUCUCAGCGACACUCCCCUCCUUCAGUCGCCACCUUCCAGCGCAAGGCCAUGGUCCCAAUCACGCUCUCGGACGGUUUCCACAUCCCCGCUGGGACAAUAGCGCAGGUCAACACGAACGUCCUUGACGAGACGCCCGCCGAAUGGGGCGACCCACACGCCUUUGACGGAUUUCGCUUUUACAAGCUCCGCACGGAAAACAACCCGGAGGAGAACUCGCACAAGUUUCAGUUCGUCAGUCCCACUUAUGACAGCAUGCAGUUUGGCUAUGGCAAUGAUGCGUGCCCAGGGCGGUGGUUCGCAGGCCAGCAAAUCAAACUGGUGCUGGCACACAUCUUGUCAAACUAUGACAUCAAGUUUGCGGACGGACUCAAGGAGAGGCCCAAAAACUUCAUGUUUGAGGUCAACGUGAUGGCUGACCCGAGCGCGGUCGUGCUAUUCAAGCGGAUUGAGAAGAAGUAGGCACAGACUUCAGGUGCAACUGCUUGAGAACAAGCUGUCUCUUGUUUAGCUCUAGAAGGACCUUUUAUCACUCAAUAGUUUAUUGCGUAAUAUACACAAUACAAUCGCCCAGACAGGUUGGACACCAUCUGGGCUGAAUAUUA